Cannabis sativa is the source of this 950-nucleotide messenger RNA. RefSeq names its product gibberellin-regulated protein 9. NCBI's taxonomy places the organism in Eukaryota, Viridiplantae, Streptophyta, Magnoliopsida, Rosales, Cannabaceae. The transcript is spliced from 4 exons. The record is from RefSeq and is a predicted model, not a curated record. The coding region runs from base 284 to 628 and encodes 114 amino acids.
AAUCUUAAUCGAUCUCUCUUUGCAUGUGAUCUCUUAUUUCUCUCUCUCUUAUCUUUUUGCAUUGCAUGCAUGUGAAGAAAGAUAAAAACAGAGUAAUUAUUAUAUAUGGUUAAAUAUGUAAAUGUGAGUACGUACGUGUCAAUGUCAUGAUCCCAAAGUAAAAAUAUAUAAAAACUACAUAUUUGGCUUCAAUAUAUAAUUAUAUAUAUAUUAUUACAGCAAGAACUAUAUAUAUAUACUUCAACCUUAUAUCCGAGUAUACGAGUAUAAUAAAGUAAUUAAGAUGAAGAAGCUCUUCUUGGUUUUUAUUUUAGCCACCAUUCUUUUGACUCAGGCUUUAGCAGAGGCUUCGUCGAUCAAUAUUAGUGCUGGAAAUUCUAUUAGUCGUACUGUUGAUGAAGGAAGCAGUGUGGUAGCUUAUCACAGAAAACAUCUUCCAAAAAUCAAUUGCAAUGAUGCAUGUGGGAAUAGAUGCAAGAAGGCUUCAAAGAGGAAGAGAUGCAAGAGAGCUUGCAAAACUUGUUGCGUGAGAUGCCACUGCGUUCCUCCGGGCACUUAUGGCCAUAAGAACCUCUGUCCAUGUUAUGCUCGCCUCCGAACCCAUGGAAACAAGCUCAAGUGCCCUUAAUUAAUUAUAUCUAAUAAUUAUUAAAAUUAUUCUUAUUUAAUUUCUCUCACUACCUACCUUCUAUAAGCCAGAUCUUGAUGAUCAUAUUUAUAUAAAUAAUAAAUUAUUAAAGCACAACUAUAUAUAUAUAUAUAUUGUUGUGUUUAAUUUAUCAGCUAUAUCGAUCUCUCUACAAUAACUUACAUUUGGUUAGAAUUUGGGAUAAGUUGAAUGGUUCCAUCUCAAAAUCAAUUGAUAAUGAGAGGAGUCGCUCACAUUAAUGAUAACGAUGUGUAAUAUACGUUUAUGUUAUGAAGUUAUUAAUAUAUUUAUGUGAGUGGGA